AUGACAGCAGAAAAAAUUGUUGAAUAUAUAACACAAUGGCUUAAAAAUUAUCAACAAAGUAGUUUUUCUAAAGGUUUUGUUAUUGGUGUAUCAGGUGGAAUAGAUUCAGCUGUUGUAUCAACAUUAUGUGCUCGUACUGGUGCACCUGUACUUGUUAUUGAAAUGCCAAUUCGACAAUCAUCAACUGAAAUACAACGAAGUCGAGCACAUAUUGAAUGGCUUUCAAAAAAAUUUCCAAAUGUAACAGGUGGUGAAGUUAAUUUAACUGAUGUUUUUGAAACUUUUGAAAAAACAGUUAAAGCAAAUCCAAUUAAUGAAGAAAAUUCUUAUUCAGAGGUUGCAUUUGCUAAUAUGAGAUCACGUUUAAGAAUGGUUAAUUUAUAUUAUUUUGCUUCACUCAAAGGUUACCUUGUUGCUGGUACUGGUAACAAAGUUGAAGAUUUUGGUGUUGGUUUCUUUACAAAAUAUGGUGAUGGUGGUGUUGAUAUAAGUCCAAUCGCUGAUUUAAUGAAAUCUGAAGUACGUGCUGUAGCUGCUGCAUUAGGUGUUUCACAAGAAAUCAUUAAGGCACCACCAACUGAUGGUUUAUUUGGUGAUACAAGAACAGAUGAAGAUCAAAUUGGUGCUACAUAUGAUGAACUAGAAUGGGCUAUGGAUCAUCUUGAUUUAGCUAAUACAAAACAAGGAGAAGCAACAUUAACUGAUCGACAAAAACAAGUUAUUGAAAUUUAUAAUAAACGACAUAAUGCGAAUUUACAUAAAAUGGUUGAAAUUCCACGUUGUAUUAUUCCACCGGAAUUAAAAGGAAAACAACCAUAA
This is a messenger RNA of Adineta steineri, 819 nucleotides long. Lineage: Eukaryota; Metazoa; Rotifera; Eurotatoria; Adinetida; Adinetidae. The record is from the annotation of a GenBank genome assembly.